Messenger RNA from Cheilinus undulatus (humphead wrasse), 1553 nucleotides. It is a transcript of the gene trabd, whose product is annotated as TraB domain containing. The coding region runs from base 269 to 1255 and encodes 328 amino acids. The record is from RefSeq and is a predicted model, not a curated record. The transcript is spliced from 10 exons. Lineage: Eukaryota; Metazoa; Chordata; Actinopteri; Labriformes; Labridae.
UGAAGGCAUCCACGGUAACGGCUGUCCAGACGAGCAGCAUUCUGACACUCGGGCUGGAUAACUCACUUUUAGCGCUUCAACCAUGGACCAAGACAACAAUUCAGAGUCCGUCUGUCUCUGCUCAGAGAAUCCUCUCUUAAUCCUGGUGGUGGUGAACACGCCCUCUUUGUGGUCUUGUUUCUGACAGGAUGAGUCAGUCGGUCCAUCGGAGGGUCCUUCCGAAGAGGAACUGCCUUGUCUACCUCCAGGGCUCUCGGAUGGAGAGGCGAUGGAGCUGCUCUGGCAGCUGCGAGCGCAGCGUCGCCAGGCGUCCCCGGAGCUUCCUGAGACCGUGACCCGUCUGACGGCUGCUGAUGGCAGCCUCCUCUACUUGGUGGGCACGGCUCACUUCAGCGACAGCAGCAAGAAAGAUGUAGCCAAGACGAUCCGUGCCGUGCAGCCGGACGUGGUGGUGGUGGAGCUGUGCCAGUACAGGGUGUCUAUGCUCAAGAUGGACGAGAACACACUGCUGAAGGAAGCCAAAGACAUCAACCUGGAUAAAGUCCAGCAGGCCAUCAAACAGAACGGGCUGAUGUCCGGCCUGAUGCAGAUCCUCCUGCUCAAAGUUUCGGCUCACAUCACGGAGCAGCUGGGCAUGGCUCCAGGAGGAGAGUUCAGAGAGGCCUUCAAAGAGGCUGGUCAGGUGCCGUUCUGUAAGUUUCACCUCGGGGACAGGCCCAUCCCCGUGACCUUCAAGAGGGCCAUCGCUGCUCUUAGUCUGUGGCAGAAAGCCCGACUGGCGUGGGGUCUCUGCUUCCUGUCAGACCCGAUCAGUAAAGAGGACGUGGAGAAGUGCAAACAGAAGGACCUGCUGGAGCAGACCAUGUCCGAGAUGAUCGGAGAGUUUCCCGCUCUCCAUCAGACCAUCGUGGCUGAAAGAGACAUCUACCUCACACACUCGCUCCGCCAGGCUACACGCUGCGUGGAGGCCCCUCCUAAUGCCCGCAAAGUGCCUGCUGUGGUGGUUGGAGUCGUGGGGAUGGGUCACGUCCCCGGCAUAGAAAGAAACUGGGAGAAACAGCUCAACAUCAGUGAAAUCAUGAGCGUGGCCCCUCCCUCACGCUUCGGCUGGGUGCUGCGUACAGUCGUAAAGGGCGUGAUGAUGGGAAUGCUGGGAUACGCCUGCUACCGAGCCGGAGGGAGUUUAGGUCGAGUCCUGCUGUCUUCACCUGCUGUCCAGUCUUUUCUGGAGACUCUGCACCCCCCGCCUGCCUGACCCCCCCUGCUCCUCCCCAUUCAUCUGAUGUGGACAUGUUCGUUUAAAAAAAGAGAAAUUAUAUUCACCAAUGGCCUUAAAAACAGGAAGUGAGGCUGGAGGAAAGGUUUCCCCAGCUCACACGAUGAACUUAGAAGGACCUCGGGAGGGGGGUGGACUCCUCCCACCUCGCUGCAGGGCCGUACUGCCAAAGAAAACCACGACAGUACUCUUUGAUUUCUUUCUUACUUUGUGCAAAUUUGUAAAGUUUACAGAUGCCAAUGAUUCCUUUUGAAUAGAUUUACAUUUCCCCUGCCGA